Messenger RNA from Lactuca virosa, 1090 nucleotides. Lineage: Eukaryota; Viridiplantae; Streptophyta; Magnoliopsida; Asterales; Asteraceae. The record is from the annotation of a GenBank genome assembly.
GGAUAAGGUAUUCCCCACAUCAUCAUCGGGACCACUACUAGAACCACCAUCACGACGACGACGACGACCGCCUCCUUCUAAUUCAACAGCUUUCGUAUUGCAGAAAUUCAAUGGCUAGGGUUACUACCAGCUCCAUCGCCCCGCCUUUUAAACAGUCAAUUUCUGUCGGUUCUCUGCUGCCAAAAUUCUCUAGUCUCCUCCUGGAAUUCCCUAAUCUAAACGUUGCCCGUGGCGACCGGAAUCACCGGAUCACCUGCCGUUACGGGGGAGGAGCUAAUUCACGUCAGGAAGACUCCAGACGUUCUCCGCAGCUUAAUUCUGACGAUGAUCAAGCCCUUGAUGUCUCCACUAUCAGGUCAAAUACUGUGAGGCUUAUAGAUGAUCAGCAAAAUAUGGUUGGUAUAGUAUCUAAAACUGCUGCUAUUCAGAUGGCUGAAGAAGCUGAACUUGAUCUUGUUAUAUUGUCUCCAGAUGCAGACCCCCCUGUUGUCAAAUUGAUGGAUUACAACAAAUAUAAAUAUGAGCAACAAAAGAAGAAAAGAGAGCAGCAGAAGAAAAAUGCUGCACUUCGCAUGGAUCAAAAGGAGCUUAAAAUGGGUUACAACAUCGAUGUGCAUGAUUAUUCUGUACGUUUAAGAGCUGCUCAAAAGUUUCUUAAAGAUGGUGACAAGGUUAAGGUUAUAGUGAACUUAAAGGGUCGUGAAAAUGAGUUCAGAAAUAAUGCCAUUGAGCUACUGAAUCGGUUUCGCAAUGACAUCGGGGAGUUAGGGAUUGAGGAAAGCAAAAAUUUGAGAGACAGGAACAUGUUCAUGGUGUUGAUCCCAAAUAAGGUUGUUGUACAAAAAGAAGUACCAAAGAGAAAAGGAAAGUCAACUGGGAAAGAAAUGUCACCUAGUGUAUGAAAUGAAAGUUUGGUGUUUAUUUGCUAAUCUUCAAUUUGUUCAUAAAUCAACAUGUAUUUUAAAUUUGCAAUCUUGUAUAGUUAUAGAUUAUAUAUCAAUCUGUUCAUAAAUCAACAUGUAUUUUACACUUUUUUAGCUCAUUUGUUGGCCAUAAUUAAUGUUGUGUAACCAUUCAUAAUUUGCACGUU